Molecule: messenger RNA, 1667 nt
Organism: Dermacentor albipictus
Lineage: Eukaryota; Metazoa; Arthropoda; Arachnida; Ixodida; Ixodidae
Source: RefSeq, a predicted model, not a curated record
AUGAUCCUCAGCGACUCUAGAGAGGCGCUUGAGCAAGCAACCCGGAGCGACGACCAAGAAAAACAACUCCAGGCCGUCCAGCAGGUCAUCGAGGCGCUGGCUAGGCAGGAGCAUGGCGAGCCGGCAACGGUGAGCGGGGAUGCUCCCAGAGCAUCCGCCACGAUGAUGACUUGCUGGCUGGACCUGUCCGAGGGGGUCUCGUACGCGACCACGGUGCCGGUUUGCGUAUGCGUGCUGCUGCAGUUGUUCUUCCUGAGCGCCGCCUUCUGCUGCUCAAGACCGCGGAGGAAUCUGUCCCCCGGGCACUCACAGCGGGCCAGGACGCAGCUGUCAACUCGGUGGGCCUCGCUGCUGGUGCUGGCGAGCAGCGUGCUUUCCUGGGCCAGUGGCGUGGCGGCCGAGCACCAGCGCAGCCGAGGCCUGUACGUGUGCUUCUCCGUCUCCACCAUCAUGCUAGGAGUGUUCAUCGCCACUCUCAGGAUCACUACCGAGGAUCAGGUGCGUUGGCGGUUGCUGACCAAGGUGGGCCUGAGCAACGCGGUUGCCAACGUGUCCUCCCCGCCGUGCUCGUCGGUGCGGACCUGGUCUCGCGAAACCUUGAGCAGCACGAACAGCUCUCCAAACAACAGCCCCAUGUCCACGUCAGCCACUCCAGAGGCCUCGGCGCACCGCCUUAAGGUCUUCAACCCGGCCUUCAAGUAAUGGUGUCUUCUUGAAUUAGCGUAUCCCAGAAUGAGUGUAGGCAACAAAUCAGAUAAAAAAGAACUCGUUAGAAAAAACAUAAGCCAAAAGGGGUGCUUCUUGGUCUUAUGUUUUUUCUUGCAUGUUUUUUUUUUCUUGUGUGCCUAGCUUCCUCCACUCAUUCUGAGUUGCACUAAUCGAAGAAGACGUCAUGGAAUACCAUCUCGCCCGAACCACCAGCCUUGGGGACUUCAAGUAAUGGCUGCAAGUGAGAACUCUCCAAAAGAACAACACGUAGUGACAGAAUUUCGGAAAACGCUGAUGAUGGUACUCGACAUGUGCCCAGCAUUAGCAACGAUGCUGGAACAUUGUUUUGUUGUCCCUCCGCGAACCGACAAUAUCUUACUGUGGUAGUUUGCGUACGCAAAGCGCUACGCCCAAAUCGCAUUCUUUUGUUCUCAUUUGGGGUUAUUUUGUAAGUGCUGUGGUUAGCGGCCUCUAGUUUUACGUAUGCGAAAUGUAAAUCUCCGUAACGAAGGGACACCUAAGGAGGCAAAGCAUGCAAGUAUAAGAGUGCUUUUGAACAGAAGGCCCGCAUAUUCAUAUGCUUCACUUUUAGUUGGGGAAGAGGAAACGUAGACACCUCAUUGGCAACAUGAAAAAGACAAACACCACUGAGUGCAAAACCUGACUAAUUUUUCUGCUUCCUAGCCAAGUACUCUGUACUCCAAGUAUCUAAAUUCGCCAAAGGCACUGUCAUACUACCGCACUACGCGAAGUAGUGUGGGAGUUUCCACACAUGUGUGGAAGCUCCGCCUCCGCAGUUUUCCAUUAAUUUCCAAAAAAUUCUGCGAGAUGGCAUUGCUGAGUUGAUGCAGUUGAUGACAGAAAAACAUUCAUUCACACUCUAGGAAAAGAACUAGGAAGCUUACCAGCAAGUGGCGUGUAGGGUGGGCAACAUCGCGACAAAGAAUGUCAAGCGGAAA